Sinocyclocheilus grahami is the source of this 415-nucleotide messenger RNA. Its product is annotated as inositol 1,4,5-trisphosphate receptor type 3-like. Gene Ontology annotation, molecular function: inositol 1,4,5-trisphosphate-gated calcium channel activity; phosphatidylinositol binding; calcium ion binding. The transcript has 4 exons. The record is from RefSeq and is a predicted model, not a curated record. Bases 26 to 415 code for a protein of 129 amino acids. Gene Ontology annotation, cellular component: plasma membrane; endoplasmic reticulum membrane; sarcoplasmic reticulum. Lineage: Eukaryota; Metazoa; Chordata; Actinopteri; Cypriniformes; Cyprinidae. Gene Ontology annotation, biological process: release of sequestered calcium ion into cytosol.
GACUCCUUUGCUGUAAAUAGCAAAGAUGUCUGAUUCAGCGUCCAGUUUUCUGCAUAUAGGGGAUAUUGUCUCCCUGUAUGCAGAAGGAACGGUCAAUGGCUUUAUAAGCACACUGGGGCUGGUGGAUGAUCGUUGUGUCGUGGAGCCAGCAAGUGGAGAUCUAGACAACCCUCCCAAAAAAUUCAGAGACUGCCUCUUUAAGGUUUAUCCCAUGAACCGAUAUUCUGCCCAAAAACAGUUCUGGAAGGCUAAACAGGCAAAACAUGAGAAGGAUAAGAUUGGAGACAUGGUGCUUCUUCAGAAAUUGCAACAUGCAGCUAAUUUGGAACAAAAACAGAAUGAGGCCGAGAACAAAAAGGUCCAUGGGGAUGUGGUAAAAUACGGCAGUGUCAUUCAGGUGAGAAUCUGCAUUUAG